Lineus longissimus is the source of this 3332-nucleotide messenger RNA. RefSeq lists its product as uncharacterized. The transcript has 5 exons. Bases 78 to 1514 code for a protein of 478 amino acids. NCBI's taxonomy places the organism in Eukaryota, Metazoa, Nemertea, Pilidiophora, Heteronemertea, Lineidae. The record is from RefSeq and is a predicted model, not a curated record.
UAUGGCGGCGAAUUUGGCUGACCCACUGAGCUGAAAUUGAUUUUUCAUCCAGCAUUUCGCCGCAUAAGACAGGAAUAAUGUGUUCUAAUUCAGAGUUGAUGGAUAUUGUGGGUAAUGUAUGUUCCACAUCAUCGGGUUCAAGCGAUAAUAGUCCCGAAAGGCCACGCUCUGAUUCGCCACCAAUACAAAUCAUGUCCUGCGCCAGCAAGUGGACAAAGAUGAUGGCCGAAAAUAUAUUGGGUAUAUCUUUUAAAGCCGUUGUUGACGAGGUGCCUCAAGUGGGCAGAGUGGGGGGUGAUGGAGAUGAUGAUGAUGAUAAAGGAAUCAAAAGCGUUGGAGAUGAUGACUAUGACAGGUCACGAUUUGGGUAUUGGCAAGUGUUUAAAUGGGCAUUUGCUGACCAUGUCUUUGAGGCAGAUUCUUUGGCCCACCUGGAUUCCACCAUAAGUGUUUUUGAAAGGCUAAAACAUUACCUAUAUGCUACUGAGAAAGAGACUUGUGAUCUUUUACUCGAAACAUGGAACCAAAAGCUGUGCAAGGCUAAAACAUCUGAUUUGAAGGGUACCUGUACCGGCAGUGCCAGUGGUGCUGGUACCGAAAGUCGCUUGAAUGACAAUGUGCCUGAUGUGGCUGGCCUGCCCCUGACAUCCCCUUUACUGGAAGAUCAGCCUGUGGAGAUUACGAAGAACACAGGAGAUUUAAAUGUAAAGGAAAAGAUGAUUUUGUAUCAAGUUGGACGGGAUGUGCAACGAAAAGACAAAGCUGUUUUAAACGCAAGAGGGCGAGACAAUUGUGAAAAGGAAAAGUUUGAACGAUUAGGGAAAAUAUCGAAAUACUUGAAUAGCCUCUACAGACUGAUUGACCUUACUUCUGAGGGGAAUCAUCCAAGUAAAAGGUCCUUUGAGAGUCUCUUUAUAGAGUAUGCUGCAAUUUUUGAUGUAGUCUUUCGGUAUGGAGACGUUCCUGUUCGAUCUAUGACAGUCUUUGGACAAAGGGUCACCUCUAUUCCUCACCUCCAUUUUGAUAAGGAAUUUGAUGAACAAUGGAUGAUUGUCACAUGUGGUGAGGUGAAAAAGGUGGCAAAAGUGAAGUCGUUUCAAGAAAGUGAUCGUCAGCUUCGCAGUCAUGAUGGACAUGGUGAUGUGGAGAAUACGCCUGACUGUAAUGAUGAUGUUGACUUAUCAGAUGCUCUCCUUGGCCAACAUGCUGUUGAACUUCUUCUGGAGCUUCCCUUUUCUGCUAUGAAAGUAUGUGGGAAAAAAGACAGAAACUGUGUCUUGGGACUGAUAGUCCAGGAUACAAAGGUUCGUUUGACAUGUCUGGCGAUGAAACAAGAAGGGAUUGAUCACCUCCAGCAAUGUUCCUUGAGUGACUUCACUUAUUCCAAGCCCAAGAAGAGGAGAGGCACAUUCUAUUUCACCCAGGCAUAUGAUAUGCUGAACAAAGAUGAUUUCAAACACAUUGCAUGUAUUUUGUUGACAUUAGGACAUGUAGCAAAUAUGGAUUACCCUUGAGCUACAUAUCAUUUGAUUGUUAUCUAUGCCUAUGGCACGCCAAAGCGGAAUUAAUUCAAGACUGUCUUGAAUACAUGCAACAUUUUUGAACGCUGUAAAAACUCUUAUUUAGCCAGCAUUGGUGCGUCGGUGAGCACAACGGCCCUGGCCAUUUCAUUAAGUAUCAGUGAAGCUUCCCCCAAAAGUGAAAUUGAAGUUUUCAACAGGCUAGAACAUGAUUGGACCAAGGCCUUUAUAUUCCCCCAAGAGUCAGACACCGUUUUUAGCUCACCUGUAAGGUGAGCUAAUACGAUACCGUGGCGUCUGGCGUCCGUCGUCGUUAACUUUUGACAAAAUCGUAAGUUCAUACUUGGUGUGUGGGUACCCCUAGGCAAGACCUCCUUCAGAAUGAAAAUCGGCGCAAUUUGACUGCUAGUCUGCCAUAUAGGGGAUGCUCUUUGAAAACCUAUUUUUGUCAUUUUGAAGCUUAUGGUUAAAGCUAGAGCGAUGAAAAUUUUAUGGUGGGUGUAUCUAAUAAAGGUACAUCACAUAUCACACGGGUUUUUGAUUUGACCUUCAUUUCAAGGUCACAGAGGUCGAACUCUAAAAUUUCUUUGAUCAUGGCACGUUUUUUUGUCAUAGACUCUGUAAAUUUGAUAUGUAGACACCUAUUGGGCAUCUCUACAUGUUGACACAGAUUUAGGUCAGUGUGACCUACUAUUCAGGUAUAAGUAGGUCAAGGUUAAAAAAGCCCAUUUUCUUUAUUCCAGCAGAUUGAAGUUUGAAAUGAAUUUUUAGAGGUCGGCCUGAUAUAGAGGUUUCGAUAUUAAAUAGAUUAAUUUAUUUUCAUAUCACUAGGUGGCGGUAUUGUGCAAAAAUGUCAGUUGACACAUUGCCAGCAGUUUUGAAUUUCGCGGUUCGAGGCAAUCCGUCGGGGUAUCCCAGAUGCGCAGUGUUGUACUGCGCCACUAGAUCUGCAUACAACAAGUAUGGAAGACAGCCAUUUUUUGAAUUUGAAGCGAGACGAAGAAGGAAUUAAAUCGCCUUGAAUCAAUGCUAAAACUUAAUCAUCCACUCUUCGGAUGAGGUCGUAUGUGUUGAUUACAUUCUUGUGAUUGGUUUGAGAUGAUUAGUUUGUCCUCAUUGCCGGUUGUUUUAGAAAAUUUUGACUGUGAUUGGAAGGUAAAAUGAGAAACUUGUCACACUGUUCUUCGCCUUGGAAUGGGGAAAGUCAAUGCAGAGCCAGUUGGUACAAGCUGCCUUGCGAAUCGGGGUGGCGUAAUAAUACUGUGAAAGAACAAUAAAAUAAUAACAUGAUGAAUUGUAGCAGUGUGUGUCAGAAAUUAUGUGAUUUCCAUUGCAUUUGACGAUCCCAAAGUUUCGAGAGUAUGGCAAAAUGGCAGCUGCCGUCAUUCAUUGGAGAUUAGCGUCAAGCCGGAACCUUUCGUUACAAUGUGGGCUUUUAAACACAAGUUAAUGGUUUAUAAUCACCCAGACGCUACUCAUUAGGUAAACCUCUACUAAAAACACUUGCUUUAAUUUUUGUAAACAUGUCACGAGUGCUUAAAAAGAACCAUUUUUGUGAUCGUUUUUCGUCGCUGUAGAAAUGUACACAGUCAGAGUCAGUCAGUGUGUCAACACAACAACGGUGUUAGUAUACACAUGAAUCCAUGAUACACUGAGACACGAAUGUAAACAUUUGACUGUUGGGUCGGAAGGAGUUCACCGUUACCGAUCACUGCCCCAAGAAAGGUCAUCUGAGCUGGUUGACUAAAGUAGAUGAUGAUAAUGAUGAAAAUGUAGCACUGCUGUCAUCAGUGCUUUUAUAGUUAGGCCUAU